CUCACAGUUCCUGCACGGAUCGAAUUGUUGUAACACAGACGACAGAAAGUUCCAUCAGCAUGGUUGUCUCAUGGUAUAGUUGUGGAUAUUUCUUUUAGUUAUAUUUGCGUUGAAUGCUUUUAAGAUAAUAUAUUCUCAAAGAGCGAUAUAUAUUUAUAUUUACUAUUGUCCGCGCUAACAUGCAUGUCGUAGCUCGGCAUUAUUUAUAGAAAGCUACGAAAUAACAUGUAAACAGCUGGUGAAAUUAAUUAAUGCCAGUAAUUUCGUGCUUAAUGUAAUAAUAACAGAAAAGCGGAACAUCACCUUAGUGUUUUAUUACUCAGGCUACAUAGAUAAAACCUAAAGAUGUCUGAAGUUAAGCUGAAUAAACAUGCUGAAAGUGCUCAGACUAAUGGCCAAGAAACUAAGAAGAAAAAGAAACCUGACAGAAAGACGUUCUUCUACCACACGAAACCAACUGUAAAGCAGAAAACAAAACCAAAAACUGUAAAUCCAAAAAUUAUGCCCCCCACAGAAGCUCAGGAGUAUUCCUGCAAUUGGAAGAACUUACUGCAGACGCUCACUGCAAAUCCUCAAAAGAAGGAUGAAAGGAAAAAACAGACAAAAGAUUCAAAGGAUAAAGGAAAGCAGCUUCAGAAGACACCGUCAGUUUCCAAAGACUCUCGUAAACCAGAUAAACUCUUCAAAAAACCCUCGGAGAAAGUAGAGAAAGCAGAGAAAGUUGGAGACCAACAGAAUGGAAAAGACCCCACUGGACACAAACAAUUCAAAGCAGAGAAGAGGAAAAGAAAGGAUGAAAAAGAGAAACCAGUGAACAAAAAGAACGUCAAGGAGGUGGAUAAGAAACCUGCAGAGCCUGAUAUCUGGUUUGAUGACGUGGACCCUGAUGACAUCGAGUCUGCCGUGGGGACCGAGGCUGCAGACAUCGUACGAAAGCGGAACGGAACUUUGAAGUGCAAUACAGAAGUCACGGACAAAGCGCUUGUGAAAGAGCAUGGGUUUGAGGGAUUGACGCGUGCUGUUGCCAUGGACUGUGAGAUGGUGGGGGUCGGAUUGGAUGGGCAGGAGAGCAUUCUAGCACGAGUCUCGAUCGUCAACCACUUUGGGAAAUGCAUCUAUGAUAAAUACGUCAAACCCACGGAGAAGGUUACGGACUACCGGACGGCCGUGAGCGGCAUCAGGCCAGCGGACAUUGAAAAUGGCGCGGACUUCAAGACAGUCCAGAAGGAAGUGGCUCAGAUUCUGGAAGGAAGAAUUUUAGUGGGACACGCCAUUCACAAUGACUUAAAGAUUUUGUUGUUGGGUCAUCCCAAGAAAAUGAUUAGAGACACACAGAAAUACAAACCAUUUAAGGAGAGAGUAAAGUCCUCACGUCCUGCAUUGCGGGUGUUAUCCAAAAAGAUUCUCAAUGUUGAAGUCCAGAAGGGUGAACACUCAUCCGUUCAGGACGCUCAGGCCACCAUGAGGUUGUACACUAUGGUGAAGAAGCAGUGGGAGGCGGAGCUUAAAGCAGCGCGGGCGGGUAAAUAUCAGAAGAGUCCACGAAUACCCAAAGCUCCUAAAAACCAGAGCAAAUGAACUCGGAUCAGCCAAUAAAAACUCUUUACCAUCAUCGCAAAACACAACAGACUGAAACUGUACGUUGAUCUGUGCAGCGAACUACUAUAGUGACAUGGAUUGUUCUGGAGUAACACAAUCUCUUCAGUUAUGUAGUGAUUAACUGUUUAAUUAACUGUCUCAACUGUUUAAUUGACUGUCUCUUGAUUUCAAGUCUGAACUUCUUAUUUGUGGAAUGAGACAGUCAAACUGUUCAGAUUGUCAGGUUAUAAGUGUUGACUGUACUAUCAAGCCCUUUUUAUACCAAGGAAUUUAGUAUCCUAAAUUAAAUGUCAGUUUUCUCCUAAUAAAGACCCGCCACUGGA
Molecule: messenger RNA, 1922 nt
Organism: Ctenopharyngodon idella (grass carp)
Lineage: Eukaryota; Metazoa; Chordata; Actinopteri; Cypriniformes; Xenocyprididae
Gene: rexo4
Product: REX4 homolog, 3'-5' exonuclease
Exons: 8
Coding region: 346-1578 (410 amino acids)
Biological process (GO): DNA catabolic process; rRNA processing
Cellular component (GO): nucleus
Molecular function (GO): 3'-5' exonuclease activity; nucleic acid binding
Source: RefSeq, a predicted model, not a curated record